Amyelois transitella is the source of this 2190-nucleotide messenger RNA. RefSeq names its product glucose dehydrogenase [FAD, quinone] (gene Gld). Gene Ontology annotation, molecular function: flavin adenine dinucleotide binding; oxidoreductase activity, acting on CH-OH group of donors. NCBI's taxonomy places the organism in Eukaryota, Metazoa, Arthropoda, Insecta, Lepidoptera, Pyralidae. Bases 1 to 1914 code for a protein of 637 amino acids. The record is from RefSeq and is a predicted model, not a curated record. The transcript has 11 exons.
AUGGCGUUGACGUGCGACUGUCCAAUGUCGCAGCCGGGGCCCACCCUGGCGGCCACGUGCGGAGGGGGGGCGUUCAUGCUGUUCAUGGGACUCCUGGAGGUGUUCCUGAGGAGCCAGUGCGACUUGGAGGACCCCUGUGGAAGAGCACAGUACCGUCGCCACAUGGACUCGGUUUACGACUUCAUAGUUGUGGGGGGAGGGUCUGCAGGCUCUGUCGUGGCCGCACGUCUGUCUGAAGUACCCGAGUGGAGGGUGCUGCUGUUAGAAGCAGGUUUCGACGAGCCAACAGGAACCCAGGUGCCGUCCAUGUUCCUGAACUUCAUCGGGUCCAGCAUCGACUGGGGGUACACCACGCAGCCGGAGCCUGCCGCCUGCCUGAGUGAGACGGACAGGAAAUGCUACUGGCCGAGGGGAAAGGUUCUCGGAGGCACAUCUGUCAUGAACGGCAUGAUGUACAUGCGAGGAUCCCGGACUGACUACGACUCCUGGGCGGCGGCGGGUAACGAGGGCUGGUCCUACGACGAUGUCCUGCCCUACUUCCUGAAGUCUGAGGACAACAAGCAACUGGACGAGAUGGACCAGGGCUACCACGGCACAGGAGGCCCUCUGACCGUCUCCCAGUUCCCGUACCAUCCGCCGCUGAGCUCUAGUAUUGUGAAGGCUGGAGAAGAAUUAGGCUACCAAAGCCGUGACCUCAACGGCCAGCAGCACACGGGCUUCAUGAUAGCUCAGACCACCAACCGGAACGGCUCCAGAUUGUCAGUCGCGAGGGCGUUCCUCCGACCCGCCAAGAACCGCCCCAAUCUUCAUAUCAUGCUGAAUGCUACUGUUACCAGAGUCCUCAUCAAUCAGACCACUAGGCAAGCGUACGCGGUGGAGGUCCUGAACAGCUUCGGAGGAACCGAGACCAUAUUUGCCAAUAACGAGAUCAUUGUGAGCGCCGGCGCAGUAGCAUCUCCCCAGCUUCUUCAGCUCAGCGGCAUCGGAGACCCCGAAGUUCUGUCCCGUGCUGGGGUCAAACUGGUCCACCGGCUGCCAGCAGUGGGCAGGAACCUCCACAACCACGUGGCCCACUUCCUUAACUUCCAAGUCAAUGACAAUAAUACCGCAGCGCUCAACUGGGCGACGGCGAUGGAGUACCUGUUGUUCAGGGACGGGCUCAUGUCUGGCACUGGUAUAUCGGAAGUGACAGCGUUCAUCAACACCAAAUACGCGAACCCAGAUGAAGAUAACCCAGACAUCCAGCUGUUCUUCGGAGGGUUCCUCGCUGACUGCGCCAAGACCGGCAUGGUGGGGGAACGCCUGGACAAUGGCUCCAGAACCAUCCAGAUCAUCCCAACUGUGCUGCACCCCAAGAGCAGGGGGCGUCUGGAGAUAGCUAGUGCUGAUCCGAAGACAUACCCCAAUAUUUAUGCCAACUACUUAACCCACCCGGACGACGUCAAAACCCUCAUCGAAGGCAUCAAAUUUGCCAUCAAGCUCUCAGAGACCAAAGCUCUGAAGAGGUACGGGGUAAAACUAGACAAGACGCCAGUGCCUGGGUGCGAGAAGAUCAAGUUUGGGUGCGACGCUUACUGGGAGUGCGCCGUGAGGAUGCAGACGGCUCCGGAGAACCACCAGGCUGGUUCUUGCAAGAUGGGACCUAGAGGAGAUCCCAAUGCUGUAGUGGAUAAUUUGCUUCAGGUGCAAGGCAUCGACCGUCUCCGCGUGGCGGACGCCAGCGUGAUGCCGGCGGUGACGUCGGGCAACACCAACGCGCCCACGAUCAUGAUCGCGGAGCGGCUCGCCGACUUCGUCAAGCAGCGCUGGCUGGGAUCCACUCAUGCUCCUUAUCCGCUGGGCAGUCACGGAGGCAUCUCUAAUGUGCUGCAGGCCAGCGAGACACAGUACCUGCCUUGGCAACGGUGGACAUGAAACUGCCAGCGCCAUUAGAAUAAAUGAUACAAUAAGCUGAAGAGUUACCAGAGACAAGUUCUAAAUUUAAAAUUAAGUGUUACCAUUCCACAGGAAAUCGAAAUUUGAAUAUUGAAGUUAUGCAUUUGCAGUGCAUAUUAUGGCAUAUUAAAAAGCUCGUAAUGUAUGUACCUUUUAUAUAUUUUUAAUAAUGAAAAACAAGGCAACGCAUGCUUGUGGGUUUCUUGUUUAAAACAACUUAAAUAUUUUUUUGUUCAGUGUUCCCUGCAUCAGUAA